AUGGGAUACACCCACUACUACGGUGUCCGUAACACUCACAGCACAGAAUGGGUCACCGCAUGGCCCCAGCUGGUGCGGGAUGCUCAGCGUGUGGUCGACGCGACUGAUGUUCCCUUGUCCGGUCCAACCGACGACCCCCGGGACGACCAUGUCACGGUACCCCUGGUCGAUGAGAUCGAAGGCAUUGACAUCAACGGUGUUGCAAAGAUGUCGCAUGAGCCUCUAAUAAUCCAUCCCAAGAAUAUUCGUAGUUUCGAAUUCGUGAAAACGGCCGGCAAGCCGUAUGAAGCGGCGGUGGGCUGCAUCCUGCUGCGGGCACACGUCUUGGCCCCGAAACAGUUCCAUCUAAGAUCUGAUGGGUCCUGGGAUGAGAUGGAAUGGAAGUUGGCCCGUAAUCUGUACGAGUCUCUGUGGCCAGAGCAGCCCCUGACGCGGCAGUUCUAG
Aspergillus neoniger CBS 115656 is the source of this 444-nucleotide messenger RNA. RefSeq lists its product as uncharacterized. Lineage: Eukaryota; Fungi; Ascomycota; Eurotiomycetes; Eurotiales; Aspergillaceae. The record is from RefSeq and is a predicted model, not a curated record. The transcript has 3 exons. Bases 1 to 444 code for a protein of 147 amino acids.